Messenger RNA from Nelumbo nucifera (sacred lotus), 3349 nucleotides. Its product is annotated as E3 ubiquitin-protein ligase UPL5-like. Gene Ontology annotation, biological process: protein polyubiquitination; ubiquitin-dependent protein catabolic process. Lineage: Eukaryota; Viridiplantae; Streptophyta; Magnoliopsida; Proteales; Nelumbonaceae. Gene Ontology annotation, molecular function: protein binding; ubiquitin protein ligase activity. Gene Ontology annotation, cellular component: cytoplasm. The record is from RefSeq and is a predicted model, not a curated record.
CCUCUCCCCGGCCAAAGGUAGCGUAAGAUAACAGACAAGACAAGACAUCCUCCGCUGACGGAGGAGAGAACGCGCGAAGCGUGAGUGAAAUCUCCCUCUCUCUCUCUCUCUCUCUCUCUCUCUCCUAUUUAAUAAGAAAAUCCCACAAUUUUCGAAUCGGAUAUUUUGGGUAUAUCUUUUCGAGUUACCUCCGACUCCGACUGACUGCGGUAUGUUCCUCGUCGCUAUCGGAAGAGUUUACUUUCACAGGAGCAACAGUUAGCGUUGGGGUUUAGGGACUGAAUGGGUAUCUCCGCCCCCUUCCUUUAAAGCUGCGGCCGGGAUGUCUCUCGGAGAAGCGCUGAUCGACUGCGUCAAUCAACGACACGACCGGAUUUCUUCCAAGAGGAAAUUCGACGACUAUGGUUCCUCUGACGAAGAUUUCUGCGACUUAGUCUCCGUAAGAAUGAAGAGAGACGAAGCCGAUGUCGUCAAUUCCUCCGGAGUAGAAAACGAGACUCGAUUAUCACCUAGCGGCAAAGCCGAUGAUGAAUCUUCCGGUCUUGGAACUAGGGUUUCCGAUGCUCGAUCGGCUUCUUGCAGUAGUAGUUCGAGUGCCGAAGACAUGGAAGGAUCAGUCUCAAGGUUGCAUUUUUUCGUGAGGAUGAUUUCUGGUGGGAACACGAUUGUCUUGCACGCCAACUCCGGGGAUUCUGUUGAAUCUGUUCAUGAGCAAAUUCGAAGGAUAACCGGGAUUCCGAUCAUCGAGCAGCGUUUGAUUUACCGAGGGAAGCAGCUCCAGUGGGAGCAGACGCUCGCCGAGUGCUCGAUCCAGAACGACGCGGGGCUCCAGUUGGUUGGGCGGAUGAGGAGCACGGAGUACCCUCGUACUUGGCAGGUUGUCGACGACUUGGUUUCUUCAAUAUGCCGCCUAUAUCGGGGGGACUCCCUCCGUUCGUCCAAGAUUGUCAAGUGCCGGGUGAAAGAAUUCUUGACUAUGACUCCGAGGGAUGACUUUGAGUUGGCAUCGGGGCAUCUUCGGAUUCUUAGGUCUUCUGGUGCGGUCACUGCGCUCGUCAUGCUUUACCUCUCCCCCCUCAGAGGUAACAAAGAAUGCGCCGAAGAGUCCAUUCGGCUCUUUCUUGUUCCGAAUAUUGAGAUUCUGUCCAAAAAUGUACAGUCCCAGUGUGCUCCAAUAGUGUUAGAAUUCUGUAAAUUGCUUACUAGCACUGCUCAUGAUGAUCCACUCUACGCAUCAUGUCGAAGCACCCUCGCUAUGUUGUUGGAGAAUGCUGGGGUUACACAUUGGUCCAGGUACUUUGAUCACGUAGAGCCAUCCGUUGUGAUACGGGAGUUUUACCCAUUUGUAAAUGAAUUAGCGGGUAGGCUCUCUAAUGAUUUAGAGUCAAGUAUGAACUCGUUACCAUGUGAAGGGAUAUCUGCAAGUGGUAUCCGUGAAUUUAGUGCUUUCUUAGUGCCCCUGCAGGUAGCAAUUGGGCGCCAGAUGGAUGGGGAUAGAAAAGGUCCCCUUCAUAGAAAUUUGCAUGGGGCCUGUCACACAAGCCCAUGUGAUGGGAAUGAGAUUGAAUUGCUGCAUGGCAAUUUCUUGGAUUUGCUCGGAAAAAUUGAUCAAUGCCUUAAGAAAGUGGAGGAGUUUUCGGUUGCUAACGGAGCAGGAGAAAGUGAAAGCCACCGCACUGCAUGGUCUCAAUAUCUUGCUAUUCUAAAGGAAUUGAAUGUCAUCGCUAAACUCUAUCCUGGUGCCGAAGAAAAACUGUGCUUUGUUAUGAGAGCGAGGCGGUUUUCUUUGAACACUAUUAUUAGAUUUGCAAAGAGAAGUGAUGAUCAUCAUUGGCUUCUUCAGCAUAAGGAUGUGACUGAUUUUGAGUCUAGGAGGCAUUUGGUGAUGAUGAUGUUCCCGGAUAUGAAAGAUGAUUAUGAAGAGAUCCAUGAGAUGCUGAUUGACAGGUCACAAUUGUUGGCAGAAUCCUUUGAGUACAUAGCUCGUGCAGAUGCUGAGGCCCUGCAUGGUGGGCUUUUUAUGGAGUUUAAAAAUGAGGAAGCUACUGGUCCUGGUGUCUUGCGGGAGUGGUUUUGCUUGGUAUGCCAAGCAAUAUUCAAUCCACAAAAUGCCCUUUUUCUAGCGUGCCCAAAUGAUCGACGAAGGUUCUUCCCUAAUCCUGCAUCUAAUGUGGAUCCCAUGCACCUUGAUUAUUUUGGCUUCUGUGGUCGGGUGAUUGCAUUAGCUUUGAUGCAUAAAGUGCAAGUAGGUAUUGUAUUUGAUCGUGUUUUUUUCUUGCAACUAGCUGGUAAAUCUGUUACUUUGGAAGAUGUGCGGGAUGCAGAUCCAUGUCUGUAUAUGAGCUGCAAAAAGAUUUUGGAGAUGGAUGCUGAUUUUUUGGAUUCAGAUGCUUUGGGGCUGACAUUUGUCAGUGAAGUUGAAGAGCUAGGAUCCAGGAGAGUGGUGGAGCUUUGUCCUGGUGGGAAGGGCAUUGUUGUGAAUAGUACUAAUAGAGAGGAAUAUGUGAAGCUCCUCAUUAAGCAUCGCUUUGUCACAUCAAUCUCUGAACAGGUGACAAAAUUUUCUCGAGGAUUUUCUGAUAUUCUUUGUAAUUCCAGCUUGCAAAAGGUCUUUUUCAAAAGUUUGGAGCUUGAAGAUCUUGAUCGUAUGCUGCAUGGAAGUGAAAAGGCGAUUUGUGUAGAGGAUUGGAAAGCACAUACUGAUUACAAUGGCUAUAAAGAAACAGAACGCCAAAUCUUCUGGUUUUGGAAAAUUGUUGAUGAAAUGUCUCCAGAGCAGCUAAGGGUUCUUCUCUUCUUUUGGACUUCAUUGAAGUACCUACCAGUAGAGGGCUUUGGCGGUUUGGCUUCUCGCCUCUACAUCUUUAAGACAUCAGAUUCUCCUGAUAGGCUACCCUCAUCCCACACAUGCUUCUACCGGUUAUGUCUUCCGCCUUACCCAUCUCUGGCUGUUAUGCGGGAUCGCCUCCGUAUCAUAACCCAGGAACAUGUUAGCUGCAGCUUUGGUAUUUGGUGAGAAUACUCUGCUGUUUUAUGAUGAUGGAUUGGUUGCUUCUUGCUUGUAAAAUGGUGUACAGUUCUUAGGAUCAUAGCCUAUUUCUAUUUUUGUUAGGGCAUCUUAAAAGCUAAAAGGUGGUGGUUAUCACUUCGUGUUUACUUUAGCGAAGUACAUUUUCUCAGCCCCUUUUGUCAAUUGUGAUAUAUGUAAGGUGUUAUAUAAGGUAUACCAGAAAGAAGGCAGAAAGAAAGAGAUCCUUGUUGCACAAGCUUCUCUCGCCUGAUUUUUUUUUUCUCUGAAGUUUGAACCGUAAAGAGUAUGGAGGAGGUCUAUUUCGGUUUUAGCUGUUAA